AUGACUUCCCCAGCCCUCACGACAACAGAGAGCCUCGCAGCAGAUUCUGCCCGCUCGGGCCCCCACCAAGUACAGCCCGAGGACACGUCUGAGUAUGGCGAGGAGAACUCAGACCCCAAUGACGAUCAGGCACCGAAGCCACAGCCCCAAAAGAGACGACGAGUGACGAGGGCCUGCGACGACACAUAUGACCAGCCGUCCAACAGGCGACGAAAUGCGACUCCUCAGUACAUCGAGGCUCUGGAGAGCCAAUUGAAGCGUGCAAAAGCCCUACUUCACGUGGUGUUGCCGACCGUGGAUUUGAACGAUCCCGCCAUCGACACCCACCUGCAGAAUGGCAUGCUACCCCAUCUAUCGCAGUCCGUUCCGCGCCCACUCGCAAUGCCCGUAGAUUCACGUGUACCUCAGCAUCAUGUACCUCCGCAGACUGAUGACAUGUCCGACUCGCACUUGGAGGCCAUGGUAAAAGCAACCGGCCAGCUGGAUCUCGACGAAGAAGGCAACUGGGAUUAUCAAGGUCACUCUUCAGGCUUGAGCUUCAUGCGAGGACUACGUCAGUUUGAUGAUAUGUUCCAAAUUCCAUCAGACGAUUCCCCGUCUCUCAGGCACCGGACCAUGUCCAAUGACGCGCCUUCUCCGAGUAAUUUAUCAAUUGCUGGAUCCAACGCCGGCUCAGCCAGUGUGGUUCUACCCACCCAUGAAGAAGCACGUAUUCUCUGUGACAGUGCAAUCAUCCAAUACAGUGCAAUGCUCCGCGUUGUCCACCUCCCCACUUUCCACAAGCAGAUGGCCCGCAUCUACGACGUUCCAGCCGAGAACUACACCAGUACCGAUGCUAGUUUCCUUCCUUUGCUGUAUGCAGUACUAGCUCUGGGCAAACUCUAUUCCGAAAACGACAACGGGAUUGAUACGCCAACUUAUGACUCGCUCACCGACGAGGGUCUCAAGUAUUUCAAGGCCUCCAGGCAACUCUUGGACAUUACCGAUUGCAGAGAUCUAACCUCGCUCCAAGCUAUUAUAUUCAUGAUCCAGUUCCUGCAGUCCUCAGCCAAGCUCAGCACUUGCUAUGCGUACAUAGGAGUUGCUUUGCGUUCGGCACUACGCAUGGGAUUGCACCGUUCUUUCAACGUGAAAUUCAACCCCAUCGAGUCUGAAACACGCAAGCGCAUCUUCUGGGUCAUCCGAAGAAUGGAUACUUAUGUUGGAGCCAUGCUUGGAUUGCCCCGGUUUCUCGAAGACGAGGACAUUGACCAAGAAUCGCCAGUGGAGGUCGACGACGAAUAUAUUACCGAGACCGAGAUUCUUCCAAUGCCAGAGGGCAGCAUUUCCGUCAUGGCGGCCUUCAAUGCCCAUACGCGUCUUGUGCAAGUACUGAACAAGACCUGCAAGUACGUGUAUCCUAUCAAAGGAACACAAUCCAGCGCCAAGGGCUCAGUCACAUACACUGUGGGUUACUCGAAGAUCCGAGAGAUCGAACAGGACCUGGCGCGUUGGCUAGAUGAGUUGCCUAUUGCACUCAAGCCCGGUGGGGAGGCCCCGCCAAUUAUUAAGAGGGUCCAACAGCUUCUCCGUAUGGCAUUCGGUCAUGCGCAGCUUUUGCUCUAUCGACCAUUCCUGCACUAUGUUUCGCAAUCGUGCAAUGCUAGUACAAUCGACCAGAGAGCUUUUGCAUGCGCGUCCGCUUGUGUCAAUGUCUCGCGAAACAUCAUCCACAUUUCUACGGAGAUGCGUAAGCGCGGACUACUGGCCGGCGCGUAUUGGUUCUCCAUGUACACGACCUUUUUCGCCAUUGUAUCAAUCCUGUAUUUUGUAUUGGAGAAUCCGACCAGUCCCACCAGCUUCGAGUUACUUCGAGAUGCUGUUGAAGGAAAAGAAGUCUUGGCUUACUUUGCCAAAAGAAGCCUGGCAGCUGAUAGAUGCAGCACCGCGCUGAAAGGUAUGUUUGAGCGUCUGCCGGAGUCGAUCAGGCACGGCGGAGAGAUCAUCGCAUCGAGGAAGCGCCGACAGGGAAGUUCACCACAGUCCCUUGGCACAUGCCCCACAUUACUCGGAAACGAAGCCGCAGUGCCUCGCCGUGCGAGUACCUAUCCGGAUUCUAUUCCCAACGUCAAAACCGCUGGCCAGGCCCAGCCAUUUUCUUCAUCUCAUAACCAAUUUAGCAGCCUUGGUUUGGGCUCUUCUUAUCCCUCACACUCCAUUUCCAAUCCCAAUUUGUUCGACGGUGUGCCGGAUCUCACACCUACAUCCUCAAAUGAUAGUCUCCCAAGUUUUGGGUUGACUCCCAUUCAUGAUUCUCAACAACCCUCCACUUUUGGCCCCUCAGUCCUGAAUAGUUCCUUUGCGGAUCCAUCCGGUCUAAACGUUCCAAUUGCGGAUAUUUCAACCAUGAUGUUCCCCUCUGCAGACCCACUUGCCUAUCCAAAUCAGCCCAUGACUGCAUUUGAAAACAAGCAUCCUCAGACUUUCGACCGCGCUACUGGUACACCGGCAGCUGGAAGCCACCCCCCGCAGUUGUCAAGCAGCAUGGAUCCGAAAGGCCACCCUGCCAUGUUCGCUCCGACCAGCAUGCCCAAUGGACCGGGUCGUCACAUGAAUGACAACGAGGCCCAACUCUUCGGCCCAAUGCCGAUGUACUUGAUGCAAGGCGCGCAGCAAUACAGGGGCUAUCCACCUCAGCCAGGCAUGCAGAUGCCGGGUCCAAACAAUAUGCAGUUCGAUGAGCUGAUGACCCAUGAGGAUUGGGCACAAUCUUUCAUGGAUCCCACUUUGAACAUGAACAAUGGUAGGCCACCGCUCAGUAACCAUCAUUUUAGCCAACAAGGUUGGCGCUAA
Molecule: messenger RNA, 2832 nt
Organism: Pyrenophora tritici-repentis Pt-1C-BFP
Lineage: Eukaryota; Fungi; Ascomycota; Dothideomycetes; Pleosporales; Pleosporaceae
Product: transcriptional activator Mut3p
Biological process (GO): positive regulation of transcription by RNA polymerase II; DNA-templated transcription
Cellular component (GO): nucleus
Molecular function (GO): sequence-specific DNA binding; zinc ion binding
Source: RefSeq, a predicted model, not a curated record